Molecule: messenger RNA, 3047 nt
Organism: Coccidioides immitis RS
Lineage: Eukaryota; Fungi; Ascomycota; Eurotiomycetes; Onygenales; Onygenaceae
Exons: 4
Coding region: 202-2598 (798 amino acids)
Biological process (GO): actin cortical patch localization
Cellular component (GO): plasma membrane
Source: RefSeq, a predicted model, not a curated record
CUUCGACACCGCGAGGGAGGACCAACAAUGCGUUUCUUCAAUUCAGUUUCCCAGCUCCUUAAUUGACACAUCAAUUCACCAGUUACCCCUGUAGACUCUCUCCCUAUACUUAGAGUGGGAGGGGGCGCCGGACUUGGAGUGGAAUACUUUUAGUUUACCCCUGAGGUUUUAUUUGUCUUUUCGCCCUCGAUUAUCUGCACGAUGUCUACUACAUUGUCCCAGCGGCCGUCCAUCAACGGCUCUCUUCACGAGAAGCACCGGUCCGUUUCGUCAUUCCCCGCAUCCGUCCACUCCUCAAGCCCGAAUUUCGACAGCCCCAGGAAACUCCGCUCCCAGACCUCUCUCGGCCGGAGGUCUCCCACCAGCUCGCAGGAGUCCACGGGACCACGGUCUGUGCAUUCAUACAGUAGUUUUCAGAAAGGGAAGCGGAGGUACAAGUCUCAGUACCCUGCCGAUUCUCCAGAACUCCAUGUAGAGUACAUCCUCGUCGCUUCAUUCCACGUAGAUCGUGGACCGAUUAUGGAGCAUCAGUACCCAGCUGCAAUCAGCGGCGAUGAGCAUAUGUUGGCGGAGCUGAUGUUGCCAGAUCAAACCCACGUCCGGAGCCAGGACUGGACCAUGUUUUUCCUUCACAGAGACGCUGGAUCGGAAGACGAGAAUGAAUACGGAGACGACUCUCAGGGACAAGCGGAGAAGGCCGUGGACGAGGCGAAGGAAGAUAGUCAGGACGGCCACGACCAGACGGAGGAUGAGGAGGCGACCGACGAUGAUGGUGACGACGACGAUGAGGAAGCCGGUGAUGGUCCGCCAUUAAUGUAUGUUCUUAAUCUUGUCAACACCAAACAAGACAACUCUGUGAAACGUGGAGCUGUUGUCAAGGCCAUGGCAAUUUGUACACGGCAUUCUUUUCUUCACAUAUACAAGCCAUUGCUUUUACUAGCAUUAGAGGAUUACUUCAAAUCGCCUUAUCAAGAGACACUAGCCACACUAUACGACUCCCUAAACGCCAUGGACCUCUCCCUUAUGCCACGGCUUUCGUACCUCGAGCGGCAUAUUCUCCAAGCUACCGAUGUGAAAGAUAUGUUCAUUGAGAAGUUCGAACGAAUGAUCAAGCAGCGCUUGGCAGACGAUCGAGCUGUAUAUGAACUGGAAGGAGGCGACCCAAGCUCCUUCGUCCCUGCAAAGUAUACACUCCCACGAGAUACCCAUGAGUUUGAAUCUAAAAUCAUUUAUAAUGAAAUUGCCAUUCCUGUCAAGGUUCCCACGGCUGUCUCUCCGGAGACUGUGGGUGACUUUUCCUUGAUUAAGUUAAUACAGACUUUUUCCAAUCCACAUUCUGCCUCUCCACAGGCCUUCCCCCUUCACCCUCACCUGACAACGAGCGGCCCAUUUACUCAUCCCAUCAUGGUCCUAGUCAACGCCUUGCUUACUCAAAAACGAGUGAUCUUUCUGGGCCACAAUCGGCCGUCUGGAGAAGUUGCUGAAGCAGUCCUGGCGGCCUGUGCACUCGCUUCCGGGGGGAUUCUUCGAGGAUUUACUCGCCAUGCCUUUCCCUAUACCGAUUUAACGAAGAUUGACGAGCUACUUAAAGUUCCCGGGUUCGUGGCCGGUGUCACCAACCCAGCCUUCGGCAAUCAUCAUGAGUGGUGGGACCUGUUAUGCGACUUGCCUAGCGGCCGUAUGAAGAUUAGCAGCCGUAUUGAACCUGCCCCGGUCACAGAAGGCACACAAUUCUUUCAGCAGCAUGCCCCCGUCACGACUACUUCCAUCCUUGGUGGCGGUAGUUCCUCCUCCUCCGACCCUCCUGGUGACAACAACUUCAUGGAAGACAUUAUGCGAAGUAUUUCCUCACGACAUGGAGAGGGCGCCAUUCGAGCUAAAUGGAGAGCGUAUAUUACCAAAUUUACAAGAAUUUCUGCGACGUUUGAGGAGGUAGUGUAUGGAGCCACCGCGUUAUACGUCAUGGGUCCCGGUGAAGAUGCUGCAGAGGCGCAGUCUCCUGUACAGCCAAACCAGUCUGAUCCGUCGUAUCUUCGGGGCCACGGCUAUGUCUGGCCGGACGAAAACACCAAACACCGUGGACUCGCUGCGUGGGUAAACAGAAUCGAGGGUUGGAGAAAUACGAGGUCUUACUAUUACUUCAUCCAGGACACCGCCGCGUUGUAUCCUAUAAGCAAGCCGGUUCAAAGCCUCGACUUGCACCAUCACCAUGACCGCCUACGUUCUCUGAAAUUAAGCUCCGCCGAGUCAGGAGCCAUAUAUUUAGCGUUUUCAAACGCCAUCCAGGAUUAUAAUUCCAUUUGUCAGCUGAUAUCUAUUGCACCGGAGAGCCAAGCUGGCCUGUUCUAUAUUUCAUUGGGAUUGUUUCAUCCUGACGCGGUGGUUCGAACCGCAACUCUUGGGUUGUUGGAACGAAUAGCUACACACGAGGCAGGACGGCACCUUUGGGCGCAGCUGAGCAGGUUCACCAAGGUGGCCUAUGUGCGGAUGAAGCGAGACAAAGACGCCGAUCAUGAAAGCAUGGACCUUCAAUCGGCGGAUUCGUCUGUUACGAAGCAUUUUCACGGCAGCCACGAAUUCAAGGCCCGCAGAAGCUAAGGGGAGAUAGACACGGUGACUACGUAUAUGAAUUCGGUCCCUGGGGAUGCUCCUGGCUUUUCUCCGGUCUUGCUUCCCACAUCACAGCCGCCAGUUUUCCUUUCUCUUUUUUCCUUUUGGUUUUUUGUUGGCAUGCCUCUGUGGCGUUGGUUCCGACUGAUGAUUUAUGUUUUCAUAUUUGUAUGAUGAUAUAUGCAAGAUUUAGUGACGUCUUGAGAUUUCCACUUUUUUGGUCUCUUUUGAAUGGCUUGCAUAGCUACUAUACCCAUUGGCAUAUUAUUAUUACUACUAUUUUUGGUGCAUCGCGAGGUUUCAAGCUUCAUUACCUCAAUGACCCUCAAUAGUUUUCCUAUUAGCGCAGUACCUACGGCCGAAUCAGUGCUGCGGUUGAUAGGUAUAGUGAGAUGGUCAUUACUGCUACUUGUCAGUCAAUGCGAUCGGUAUCAUCU